Molecule: messenger RNA, 2203 nt
Organism: Aspergillus uvarum CBS 121591
Lineage: Eukaryota; Fungi; Ascomycota; Eurotiomycetes; Eurotiales; Aspergillaceae
Product: IQ calmodulin-binding motif protein
Exons: 6
Coding region: 81-2081 (666 amino acids)
Molecular function (GO): catalytic activity
Source: RefSeq, a predicted model, not a curated record
CGCCAGAACAGUGCCUAGGCAUCACAAUACUAGCACUCUUACUUUUACGUCACAGCUUGCCGGUGCGCCGGUAAUUAUUUAUGGCGGCCCUUUUGCGACCGGACGACGGUGCCUCAUCCACUUUACUGCUCUAUAUUAAGCUAUCCGGGGCCCUCUUCUCCAUAUGUCUGAGUACCGCCGUUAUCUGGUUCUUUCGUCAGCCUAAAAGUCCUAAUUAUUUUCGCACCACCAUGCUACCGGACAGUGUUUACAGGCUCUGCCAUGAAGAUCAGACCGUCACAUCCGAGCUGUUACGCGAUCCCUCCCAGUCACCCCCAAAAGUCUUUCACCGCCUCUACAACGAUCACAAAUCCAACAGUCAUUUCGACUCGAAGGGGUCGUUGACCGACAAAGAUGAAUGGCAAAAGGCGGCAGAGUGCGGGAACUGGGGUAAUUCCCAGCCAAGCAAGCUUUUCCUUCAGAUCUACCACGAUGCUCUCUGUGCGUUAGAUAAGAACCCUAUGGCGGGCGUCGUCUCUCCGCCCUUAAUGGGAAGUCAUGGCGUCGUACCCUUGACCAUUAUCGCUCCCUUACCAGAUUUGUGUCGACACAUGGCGAACUGCAUCGUGCGUGCGGAGAAGGAGGUCUUCCUGGCAACUAACUUCUGGAUCCACUCCGAUGCAUCCACGCUUAUCACCAAUGCAUUUCGUGAGCUCUCUAAAAGAGCAGGCGAACGCGGUGAAAAGGUGAUUGUGAAGAUGGUGUACGAUCGGGGUGACCCGCAGCAGCUGUUUGAGAACCAUCUGCCCGUACCCGAAAAGAAGUACAGCGGCGGGAAGGUGAAGCUCCCAUCGUCCGAGGAGAUCCCUAAUAUAAACCUGCAGGUCAUUAACUACCACCGACCAGUGUUUGGCACAUUCCAUGCCAAAUUUAUGGUCGUUGAUCGUCGAAUUGCGCUGCUACAGAGCAGCAACGUCCAGGACAAUGACAACCUGGAAAUGAUGAUUCAUGUUGAGGGGCCCAUCGUCGAUGGCCUUUACGAUACGGCAUUGAUCUCUUGGGGUCGCCCCUUGGAGCCCACUCUGCCGAUGCUCGCCUCGCCAGCCACGGGUGCCGCGAUCCCGUGCCAGUCGACCGUCGAGCUGGACCAUGCAGCACCAGCACCCGGUCCUCUUCCUGAGCUCACCGUACAGGAGUCUCACUAUGAUACGAAUUUAAAACAUGAAGCAGAGCGAAUGAAUGGGCUACUUGAGCCUCGAGACGGUGAAAACAAAAUUCAAGCUGUCACUCGUCGUUUGAAUACAACGAUCCAGCCAAAUACGACGGGAGACGCUUCGGAACGCGAUCAAGAGCUCCAGAUGCAGCCUUAUAUUGUUCUUCCGCCCCAUGAUCCUUUCCCAAUGGCUGUAGUCAACCGAGAACCUUGGGGAGCACCGAACCACACGAGCGUCCAUACACCUCAGAACAGCAGUUUUCUCGCCGCCAUACACAAUGCUCAAGAAUCGAUCUUCAUUCAAACACCGAACAUGAACGCCGAACCCAUCGUUCAAGCUCUGUUGGAGGCUAUCAAGACUCGCGGCGUGACGGUCACUGCAUAUUUGUGUCUGGGCUACAAUGAUGCUGGGGAGCUACUUCCGUUCCAGAAUGGUACAAAUGAAAUGAUCGCGCAUCGGAUGUACAAAUCGCUGGAAACCGAUGAACUACGCUCCCGACUUCGAAUCUACAAUUACGUCGCCAAGGAUCAGACCAAGCCCAUUCACAACAAGUUCAAGCGGCGCAGUUGUCAUAUCAAGUUGAUGAUCAUCGAUGAGAAGGUGGCUAUUCAGGGAAACGGCAACCUCGACACACAGUCCUUCUACCACAGCCAAGAAGUGAACCUUCUUCUCGACUCACCGAUUGUCUGCCGAGCAUGGCGGGAGGCUAUCGACCGUAACCAGAACACGGCUCUGUACGGUGCAGUCAGCCCGGAAGAUGGCUGCUGGCAUGAUCCUACGACCAAUGAAAUUCCUGAGGGGUCCAUUGGCAUUGAUCCUGGUCGCUUCAGCUGGGCGAAGGGCGUGGUUGGUGCUGUUCAACGUGUGCGUGGUGCUGGAGGAUUUUAAUUGACCCUAUACGUGCUACUGACUUACGACAUCUUGUUUAUAUUUACAUCUGUCUAAUCUUGGAUUCUUUCUGGUGUAUAUACUCUUUUGACCUGUAUAUGCUAAUGUGAACAAGAGGCUGC